This is a messenger RNA of Brassica oleracea var. oleracea, 408 nucleotides long. RefSeq lists its product as uncharacterized. NCBI's taxonomy places the organism in Eukaryota, Viridiplantae, Streptophyta, Magnoliopsida, Brassicales, Brassicaceae. The transcript has a single exon. The coding region runs from base 1 to 408 and encodes 135 amino acids. The record is from RefSeq and is a predicted model, not a curated record. Gene Ontology annotation, molecular function: 5S rRNA binding; structural constituent of ribosome. Gene Ontology annotation, cellular component: ribosome. Gene Ontology annotation, biological process: translation.
AUGACGGUUCUCAAAAGGUACGUCCUAAGGCUGUUCAUGUCGAUCAAGUACAUAACAACAAACGUAGUGGAUAAAAACAACGGGAGAGUAGUAACAACAGCUUCAACGGUAGAGCACGCAGUCAAGAACUCACUAGAAUGUGGUCGUACUUGCAAUGCCAAAGCAGCUGCUAUUCUAGGAGAGGUUUUGGCGAUGAGGCUGAAAGUAGAAGGGCACCAAGAUGGGCAAGGAAGAGGCAUCCACGCCGAUGUCAAGAAAGAAAUCGAAAAGAAAGGGUUCAAGAGUCGAACCAAGGUAUGGGCUGUUAUUAACUCCGUAAGGAACAAUGGUGUUACACUCAUUCUUGAUGAUUUUAAUGUUGAUGAGGACAAAUAUUAUCGUUAUCGUUCUGAUGAGGGCCAUCAGUGA